AUAAAAUUUAACAAUAAUGCGACUGAUAAUUAUUACGAUAAUUUUAAUUAUAUGUAUUUCAAAUGUAUUCUCGCGUAGAAUAGAUAAAAAUAUGAAGAAAAUACAGAAAGAAUUGAAGCAAAUACAAGAACGUGAAACAACACCAGUGAAAUUUGUAACAUUAGUUGCAAUGCGAUUAAUUUAUGGGAUUGCAUCAACAAUGGGUUUAAGUGAAAAUUUAUCUGGUGUUUUGAAUGGUGCAUUUGUACCGCCCGGUGUCGACGAUUAUUCGGAUUAUGGAGAAGGUUUUGAUUUGAUUGGUGAUGAUGAUUAUUAA
Messenger RNA from Chrysoperla carnea, 316 nucleotides. RefSeq lists its product as uncharacterized. The transcript has a single exon. NCBI's taxonomy places the organism in Eukaryota, Metazoa, Arthropoda, Insecta, Neuroptera, Chrysopidae. The coding region runs from base 17 to 316 and encodes 99 amino acids. The record is from RefSeq and is a predicted model, not a curated record.